AUGUCUCGAUCUAUCCGUGCAGAGACCCGUUCUCGGGCUAAAGAUGAUAUUAAGAAAGUUAUGAACGUAAUUGAUCGCGUUCGCCAUUGGGAGAAGAAAUGGGUUACUAUAGGCGACACCACAAUGAAAAUAUACAAAUGGGUGCCAAUUUCAACCCACAAUGAUUUAAAGAAACCUAUGAAGCAUAAAGAAGGCCUUAAAAAGAGUAUUGUGGACACUUCAAAUUCAAACUCGAAUUUUAGUAUGGCGGACGAUUCAAACACCUGUUUUUCAACUGUAAGCGAUUCUCAGGGUGCCACUGAUUUCUCGAUGCACAUGACCUUUUCUGAAGAUUCCAAUUCCCAAGGUAGUGAAAUGGUGGUGAAAAGAAUGAAAACAGACUGA
Molecule: messenger RNA, 384 nt
Organism: Brassicogethes aeneus
Lineage: Eukaryota; Metazoa; Arthropoda; Insecta; Coleoptera; Nitidulidae
Source: the annotation of a GenBank genome assembly